Molecule: messenger RNA, 2657 nt
Organism: Helianthus annuus (common sunflower)
Lineage: Eukaryota; Viridiplantae; Streptophyta; Magnoliopsida; Asterales; Asteraceae
Product: putative pentatricopeptide repeat-containing protein At5g43820
Exons: 4
Coding region: 223-1854 (543 amino acids)
Molecular function (GO): protein binding
Source: RefSeq, a predicted model, not a curated record
UGUAACCUUCAUUUCCAUAUAGUUAAGGAAAAACGAUGGAGUUGGUGCAAGAUGGUUUUUUGCAGAGAUAUAAAACCUGGAAACCUACACUGUUGUUAGUAUAUAUAAUAUAAUAAGUCCUUUUCGAGGUCCAGACCGCCGCCGGAAACAACCACCUCCCUAACCUGCAAACCCUCAUCACCCACAAGCCCUCUUGUGGUGGUGGUGGUGCGGCCGACAAUCAUGUUUCUCGCCAGAUUCAACAAACUCAGGUACACUUCUCAAAUCCUCCAUUCCUCAAUUUCAUCACUACCCUUUACAACACAAACAUUCCAUCUAACAACCGACAAACCUACGGUAAACAAUACAACCAUCAACGAACACCACGUGUUAGAUCAAUUGUCUGCCUUGUUACCCAUCCGCCACCACAACAAAUCUUCAAUUUCAGAAUCAGCCCAAAAUCAGGACAUGUUAUUAGCACCUGAAGACAAGUUAAGAGGGGUUUUCAUUCACAAGUUAACCGGAAAAUUUACUGUUAAACAAGCACUAACAGCAGCUGCUGCUGAUGUUAAUGUGAAUAAUAAUAUAGUUGCUAAAGUUCUCAACAGAGGGAACUUAGAUGGAGGGUCUAUGGUUAUGUUAUUCGAGUGGGCGACCGAGCGUAGGACCAUGGCUGAGGAUGUUGGUAGUUAUAAUGUGCUUCUUAAAGCAUUAGGGAGAAGAAAGUUUUUUGCUUUUAUGGAGAGUGUGUUGAGUGAGAUGAGGAGUAAAGGGUUGAAGCCGGAUAACGAAACUUUGUUUAUUUUUAUGGAUAGUUUCGUUAAAGGUAAACGGGUAUCGAAAGCUCUACGUAUGUUUGGGAAAUUAGAAGAGUUUGGGAUGGAGUAUGAUUUGGAUUGUUUGAAAGUUAUGCUUCGAUGCCUUUGUCGGCGUUCUCAUGUGGCCGCUGCGAGCACGUUGGUGAAUAAAAUGAAAGGGAAAGUGCGGUAUGAUGGUGAAACGUAUAAUAUAGUUAUUCGUGGGUGGUCUAGAUUUGGGAGAGUUGAUGAAAUGGAGCGGGUUUUGGAGGACAUGGUGGAAGACGGGUUUGACCCUGAUAGUUUGACUUUUAGCUACCUGCUCGAGGGUUUGGGGAGAAAUGGUCAAAUCGAUAACGCGGUUAAGAUGUUUGAGAACUUGAAAGAACGGAAACUGUGUGUGCUGAAUGCUGCUAUUUUCAAUGCGAUGAUCUUUAAUUUUAUAUCGACUGGAGACAUUGAUGAAUGUUUAAAGUAUUACGAUGCUAUGUUGAGGAAUAACUGUGAACCAGAUAUUGAUACUUAUGUGGCAAUAAUCUUUGCUUUUCUUAAAGCUCGAAGGGUAGCGGAUGCGCUUGAACUGUUCGAUGAAAUGCUAGAUCGGGAUAUUACGCCCACUACAGGGACAAUAACCGCUAUCAUUGAAUCGUUAUGUAGUUACGGCCCACCACAUGCUGCCAUGAUGAUAUAUAAGAAAGCAAAAGAAGCAAAGUGUACGAUAUCGUUAAACGCUUAUAAGAUACUGCUUAUGCGACUCUCGCGGUUUGGUAAAUGCGGUAUGCUUUUGCAAAUAUGGGAUGAAAUGGAACAAAGUGGUUAUGUUUCUGAUGUAGAAGUUUACGAACAUAUUAUCAACGGGCUUUGCAACAAUGGUCAACUUGAAAACGCUGUGGUCAUCAUGGAGGAUUGUUUGAAGAAAGGAUUUUGCCCUAGUAGACUUAUUUGUGCUAAGUUGAAUAACAAACUGCUUGAUUCAAAUAAAGUUGAGAUGGCUUAUAAGCUUUUUUUAAAGGUUAAAAAAAGUCGUCAUGAUGAAAAUGCACGGAAAUAUUGGAGAGCUAAAGGGUGGCACUUUUGAGAUUUCACAAAUAUUUGCAAUCCAGCAACGGGCCUAAGUAUAUUUUCUCAGAAGGAAGAUGGUUUACUUUACGCAAUUACCCAUUGAAGUUGUGGAAUUGAUCAUCAUCAUGUUAGCGAUUUCCUCUGAAGGGGUCCGCGAAAUUGCAAACAUUUCCGCAACUUGCCAGCUCUUUAAAAAAAUUACAGAGCAAGCACACAUCCUAAGGGAAGUCAACUUUCGUUGUUUGACUUUUACUGAGAACUUUUCUAUGCACCGUCACCCCAAAGACCUCCUUUGCGUGUGUACCCAAGUUGGAAAUCAGGCUGCCAAGAACAUUUUCGCGAAGGCGCUCUUAUAUAACGACGAGUGGUUCAAGCAGUUGAUAGUAGUAAGCAAUCAAGACGCACUUCAUUCAAGGGUUUCAUAUAGUGGGCUUGUAGAUUACCAUUCGAUUGUGAGAUCAUUUAUCCUCCAUGGUAGCAAUGCAGAUUUGGUAAAGAUGUAUGACCACUUGGUCAACUAUGUGCUCUCGUUUGUUGGAUACAAAGUGGCUCGUUUCGGUUUCCUUGAUGCUAUCUACAUUAUGUGUUCUGAAACGGUUAAAUUACUUCAAGAAAAUCGGCGUAGGUGUCUUCCAACAGUUCAGAGCACCACUAUCCCCACUAAACAAAGCUAUCAAGUGCCUGAAGAGCGAAAGAAAGUGCUUGUGAUAUUUGAUGAACUCUUUCCAUCCAGACCUGUUUGAGUUCUGGAUGGGACUUCUAUCAAUAAUAAUAAUAACAAUAUAUGAAUAAGUGCUGUUAGCAGCAUGUUUGUUAUUU